Molecule: messenger RNA, 4500 nt
Organism: Rhincodon typus (whale shark)
Lineage: Eukaryota; Metazoa; Chordata; Chondrichthyes; Orectolobiformes; Rhincodontidae
Product: xanthine dehydrogenase/oxidase
Exons: 35
Cellular component (GO): membrane
Molecular function (GO): molybdopterin cofactor binding; 2 iron, 2 sulfur cluster binding; sulfotransferase activity
Source: RefSeq, a predicted model, not a curated record
AGAUUGUCUCUUCGUACACAAUAUUGCGUGGAGUCCAAUCUAAAUGCAUGUGUGAAAUGCUGGCCUUCUAAUCAUCAUUGUCGCUGAGAAGCACAGAGAGAGAACAGUGUUAAAGGGGGCUCCACAAUGAAGGAGAGCCAUGAGCUUGUUUUCUUCGUCAAUGGUCACAAGAUUGUGGAGAAAAAUGUGGAUCCCGAAUUGAACCUUCUAACUUACCUGAGGAGAAAAUUGGGUCUAACUGGAACCAAGCUAGGCUGUGGGGAAGGAGGAUGUGGCUCCUGUACGGUGAUGGUCUCCAAGUAUAACCAUCUUGAAAAGAAGAUCAUACACAUUGCUGUCAAUGCCUGCCUUGCGCCGCUCUGUUCCCUGCACCGUACCGCCGUAACCACUGUCGAAGGGAUUGGCAGUAGCACCACACGGCUUCACCCGGUCCAGGAACGGAUAGCCAAAUCCCAUGGCUCCCAGUGUGGAUUCUGCACCCCCGGGAUCGUCAUGUCUGUGUACACUUUAUUACGGAACAAUCCAGAUCCCACAAUGGCAGAAAUCGAAGACACCCUCCAAGGAAACCUGUGUCGAUGUACAGGGUACAGAGCCAUCCUCGAGGGCUUCAGCACCUUUGCUAAACCAUCGAGCUGCUGUGGUCAGAGUGGGAAACAAAAUGGCUGCUGUAAGGGGCAGUUUGCAGCUAAUCAUCUCGGGCCAUCAAACUGCUGCGGUCAGAAUGGGACAGAAAAUGGCUGCUGCAAUGGACAGUUUGGAGCUAAUCCACCUGGGAUGUCACCCAGGCUUUUUGAACCAUCAGAGUUUAAACCUCUGGAUCCCACUCAGGAGCCGAUUUUCCCGCCAGAGUUCCUGUUACCUCAGAAAUCACCUCAGCACACACUGAUCUUUAAAGGGGAGCGUGUCACCUGGAUACAACCGACAACCCUGAAGGAACUGUUGGUCUUAAAGGGCAGGCACCCGGAUGCCAGGCUUGUGGUUGGCAACACCGAAGUAGGCAUCGAAAUGAGAAUGAAGAACACGUUGUACCCAAUAAUCUUGGCUCCAGCUCAUAUUCCUGAGAUGAAUUUUAGCUGCCACAAUGAUACCGGGAUAUUGUUCGGGGCAGCCUGUACCCUGUCCUACAUUGGCAGUGUAUUGAAGCAGGCUGUAGACCAGCUUCCCAGUUACAAGACUGAAGUUUUCAAGGCCAUAUUGGAACAACUGCGUUGGUUUGCAGGGCAACAAGUCCGGAAUGUCGCUUGCUUAUCACUCGAAAGUGGUGUGUGCUAUAUACAAAUCUGGGACUGGGCCAGAGUUUGUGUCAAUAAGCCCACUGAAACUCACCAUCCAUACGCCAGGGGGCCAGAGUGCAAAUUAUCAAUGAGAAGGCCGAGGGGGGAAAUUGACUUUGCAAAUCGAGUUCAAAAGAAAACACCAUUGCAUUUCCGGUCGCCUACUUCCCAUUAUUGGAAUCACAACUACCUUCUAUCCAAACUCCUGCAGGAAGUGCCUCCUGGCGAGUGUCCCACAGAUGUAGUUGGACAGCCUCUGGCCCAUCUAUCGAGCAUCCAGCAGGCCACAGGAGAGGCAAUUUACUGCGAUGACCUUCCCCGCUUCGAGAACGAGCUCUACUUGGCUCUGGUGACCAGUACUGAAGCCCACGCCAAGAUAAGCUCAAUUGACGCAAGCGAAGCCCUGAAGGUUGCUGGAGUCAUGUGCUUCCUCACAGCUAAGGACGUCCCUGGGAGCAACCAAACGGGGCACAUCUUCAUGGAUGAAACAGUGUUCGCUGAUGGAGUGGUCACUUGUGUUGGACAUGUCAUUGGGGCAAUUGUUGCUGACACAGAAGCUCAUGCCCAAACAGCUGCAAAAGCGGUAAAGAUUACAUAUGAGAAGCUUAAACCUAUUAUCACCAUUCAGGAGGCGAUCACCCACAAAUCAUUUCACAUGCCUGAGAAGAAAAUUGAGAAUGGAAACGUCGAUCUGGGAUUUGCACAGUCGGAUGACAUAAUUGAGGGGGAAAUGUACAUUGGAGGCCAGGAGCACUUUUACCUGGAGACGCAGUGCACUGUGGCCAUACCCAGGGGCGAAGACGGUGAAAUGGAAAUCUUUGUAUCAACGCAGAACCCUUCACAAAUGCAGACCCUCGUUGCUCUCGCGUUGGGUGUCCCCGCCAACAGGAUUGUUUGUCGUGUGAAGAGGAUCGGAGGGGGCUUCGGGGGCAAGGAAACACGCAGCUCGCUGCUGUCUACAGUCGUCGCAGUCGCUGCUUGCAAGACAAAGCGACCUGUUCGAUGUUCACUGAAUCGUGAUGAGGAUAUGUUGGUGACUGGUGGAAGAAAUCCUUUUCUGGGCCGCUACAAGGUCGGGUUUCAGAAGAAUGGGAAGAUCGUGGCUUUGGAUCUCAAGCUCUACUGUAAUGCUGGAAAUAGCCUGGACAUUUCAUCUGCUAUACUUGAACUAGGAGUACUCAAGGCUGAAACUGCUGUGGAUGCUGAGGGAAUUAGGGAUAAAGACGAUAGGCGAGCACCAGCCCUCUCAUUGCAGAUCGCCGUGGUUCCAGCCUGGUACAACACCGAGCCCCGAAGCCACUUCCACGCUCCAGAUUCCGAACAAGACACGGCAGCAUUGCAAUGGCUGCCCCGGGCCAAAGACCCCUGCUUUGGGCCCACAGCUCCUACCAUCAACGCUACCUCCACGACCAAGUUCUCCCCAGAAGUGCUGGAGACGCGAGGGAAGGAGGAACAGAUAGUGACAAUUCCCAAAGGAAAUGACAAAGCCGUUGCUAAUGGUGGCUCGGUGGUCCAGAGGCUGAACCUGUACCAGGAGGGAGACACCACCUACACCAAUCAAAAGCUGGAAGCAGUCAACAUCACAAAAUGUUGGGAUGAAUGUUUGGAGAAUUCGUCUUUCCACAACAGGAGAAAAGCAGUGGAUGAUUUUAACAGGCAACAUCGCUGGAAGAAGAGAGGGCUGGCCAUUAUUCCAACCAAGUUCGGGAUAAGCUUCAAUGCCACAUUCUUAAAUCAGGCAGGAGCUUUGGUCCAUAUUUACACUGAUGGCUCAGUCCUUCUGACUCAUGGUGGAGUUGAGAUGGGACAAGGCCUCCACACCAAGAUGGUUCAGGUAUGAAUAGAACUCAGACUCCCCACUAUGCCAGUUUCUGCAGCUUAUAUGGGCAGGGUGAGCCUGUCAGCAGCUGGAUUCUACAGGACUCCGGAUCUGAACUAUGACUGGGAUAAGAACGAAGGAAGGGCUUACAAUUAUUAUAGUUAUGGUGUGGCUUGUUCGGAGGUUGAAAUUGACUGUCUCACUGGAGACCACAAGAACCUGCGCACUGACAUUGUCAUGGACGUGGGGAGGAGCCUCAAUCCAGCUGUGGACAUUGGUCAGGUGGAAGGAGGUUUCAUGCAGGGUCUUGGGUAUUUUACCCUGGAGGAACUGCGCUACUCUCCAGGGGGUGUCCUGUACACCCGGGGACCAGGAACAUACAAGAUCCCAUCAGCUGGCGAUAUCCCAACGCAGCUCAAUGUAUCCCUCCUACGGGAAUCUCCGAAUAGAAAAGCCAUCUAUUCUUCCAAGCAAGAAAUCCAGCCUGGAAAUGGAUCGGUUAUUACAAUCAGGAAAGCACAGCUUGAAAAGGUCCUGGAAAUGAUUAUAACUUUAAAUGGGGGAACUGAAUCCUUACUUCAAAAUGGAGAUGUGGGUCUGUGGGACAAAGGCAAAGGGACGGCAACUUCUUGGACCUUUCAAAGAGCCAGCACAGGCCCUGAACGAGGAAGAGUGAGCGUGCCUGUGACCUUUGACUCCUUCCUGCACAAUCAGCAGAUGAGGAAGAAGCUUCUGAGGGCGUAUUGCCACCAGAGGUCAAAGUUUAACAGGCUCCUUCGGCCCAGCCACUUUUCCAGGCUGAGGGUGAGUGAGCGUCUCCGGUUGGUGUACUGCAGCGUGCCUGACGUAGGCCCAGCCGACUGGGAGCCGAUGUUGAAGGCCCUGAGUGAGCUGCCAGAGCCAGUGGAGAAUGUGGUGAACGAGAGUGCGCCAUUGCCCGCUCCCGAUCAAAACCUGGGCCAUUACGACAUGGGCACCGUCGGUGCUAUCCUGGCAUCGUAUACCAAAAUUCUCUUCAUCAGACACCCUCUCCAACGCCUCCUGUCUGCUUAUCGCCAUCAGCGCCAAGGGGCUGAAACCUUUGAAGGUUUUGUCCACCAUGCCUUGGGUCAGACGUCAUUACCAGCUGCCCACUGGGAGCCCCUCGUUAAGCUGUGCCAACCGUGUCUCAUCCGGUACGACUACAUUGUGGCGCACGAGCUCCUCAACCAGGAGGUGAGGCACCUUUUGCGUCGGAUGGGCGUCCUGGCAGGAGGGGAGAUACCCAAGCUCCAGGAGCCGGAGAAGAGGCUGAUAUCCCAGGGGUAUACCCGCCAGCUGCCAGCUCAUUGCGCGGCCAAGUUAUUUCGCUUUUACCGUGGCGAUUUCGCUGCCUUCAAUUUCACCAAACCUUUGGCCUUGAGCUAA